GGCAAUAGAACUUUGUUUAUAAUACCAUAAUACGGCCGGUAUGUGGUUUACGAAAUUUAAACAAACAACGUGCAAAAAUAUUUUGUAUUUUAUUUAUUUGAUAACAACUCACUAACCAAAUAUUACACCAACACAUUGUGAACAUUAUAGUAUCCAUUACGACGUCUUUUACAAUGUAUUUAAAUUGUGUAGCUACUAUUAACCUUACUUUUGAAAUUUCAACAUACCGCCUAAUUGGUGACAUUCCAAGUGUUGAAGCUACUGCUCGUUAGUAUUUAUGGCGCGAAAACUAGCAUCAACCUCAUUAACAUUCGUUCUGGAAACUUGCAAACGUCUCGGUAUGGAAGGCUAUGUGGUUACAGUUAGUGGUAAGAAAAGGAGUGUCGUAACUCCAACAAAGUGUUCUCCGACAAAAAAAGCAAACUUUAUGCAAAUCUCGCCCUUGUUAAUGAAAAUAACGACACCAUCAAAUAGACCCUUUCGAGUAUCUGUUGAAGGAAACAUUGGUGCAGGGAAGUCAACAUUUAUUAAGUAUUUCUCUAAAUUUCCGGGUAUUGAAACUUACCAGGAACCAAUUGAAUGGUGGCGAAAUUGUAAUGGUCACAAUUUAUUGGAAUUGCUGUACAGUGACACAAAGAAAUGGUAUUUCACAUUCCAAUCAUAUGUGCAAUUAACAAGGAUACAAACGCAGCUAUCAAAGCCAAAGGAUUCCUUGACAAGAACACAAAUGUUUGAACGUUCUGUUCAAAACAAUCGUUACUGCUUCUUAGAACAGGCUUACCAGAAUGGCAUCAUCCACCCUGCUGACUAUGCAAUAAGUGAUAAAUGGUACAAACAAGUAAUGGCUACAUUUGACCUAACAUUGGACUUGAUAGUGUAUUUAAGAAGCUCUCCAGAAAUAGUUUUUGAAAGAAUGAGGAAAAGAGGGCGGCCAGAAGAGACAGCUGUCCCUUUACAGUACCUCAAAGAGCUCCACGAGGCACAUGAGAAGUGGCUUAUGUCUGAUGAUGUUACAAUCAAUAAUGUUCCUGUUUUAAUAUUGGAUGCUGACAGUACAUUGGAAGAAAUACACGAGAUGUACCACAAAAAUGAAGAUAAAAUAUUGGGGUAUGAUAUUAAAGGACGACCAGUGGAAAAAAAAGAAAAGGAUAAAGUAAGGAGAGUACUUAAGUUGGAUUAAGUUUCUUAUAACAUUUUAAUUUAUAAUUUAUUAAUUGAUUCAUUUUACACUUUUAAAAGGAAAAUAUGAAUUU
This is a messenger RNA of Agrilus planipennis (emerald ash borer), 1253 nucleotides long. RefSeq names its product deoxynucleoside kinase-like. The transcript has 6 exons. The record is from RefSeq and is a predicted model, not a curated record. Lineage: Eukaryota; Metazoa; Arthropoda; Insecta; Coleoptera; Buprestidae. Bases 278 to 1180 code for a protein of 300 amino acids. Gene Ontology annotation, molecular function: deoxynucleoside kinase activity. Gene Ontology annotation, cellular component: mitochondrion; cytoplasm.